Molecule: messenger RNA, 1437 nt
Organism: Acanthoscelides obtectus
Lineage: Eukaryota; Metazoa; Arthropoda; Insecta; Coleoptera; Chrysomelidae
Source: the annotation of a GenBank genome assembly
CUUUGGUUAUAGUAAGGUAUCAAAAUACCCACUUCUUGCUGUCGCAACACUCAGUAUAUUAGCGAAAAAAAAAAGAAAAAACCGUCACCUGCAAGACAGCCAGUGGCGUUCUUAGUCCUUACCCGCAUUUCACUUGCCUUCUCUUACACGUACAACCCCUUCUUCCAGUUCUACCAGCCCUAUGCCUACCUACCCACCCACACCUCUUUCCUACCCCCUUUCGCCAACUCAAUCUUCGAGUCCAGGCUCCCAGUGACGUACGAAGCUCCAGCACCUGCACCUCCUCCAGCAGCAAUGACAGUCCUCGCUGAGGUUCCGCAUUCGGUGUCCACCAAGUUUUCUGUCGUCCCAAUGACUUUGAUGUCCAAGGACGACAUGAAGGCCGUGUCCAACGAUGUUCAAAUCAUGAAUGCAUCCAAGGACAAGCCGGUGCUGAUUGUGAAGACGAAGAAGAAUAAUUUAGUGCAGUGUACACCUGCUGUCCGAAUUCAGCUGGAUAAGCCUCUUGUCGUUUAUAGUUUGAAGAGCAGCAUUGUUUUUCCUUCCGAGAUCGAAAUAGUCCACAAAAGAUACAAGAUCCCGGUGAAGGUGGGUGCAGUGAUGGCCCCCGUUGCCCCAGAAACUUAUGUCUCUCUGCAAACUCCAGUGACCGUGAAAGUGGUCUACGCCAUUCCGACUGAGCCAGUUUCCAUCGAUUAUAUCAACAACGAGGAUGCUAUCAUCGUGCCAGAAACGGAAGCUGUGAUAGUUGAGAGUGAGGAACCGGUCGAACCACCACCGAAGAAUGUUACCAUUUUGGAGUUUCCAAAGAAGGAAGCUGAACCUUCCGUGCAGGCCGCUGAAAAUGACGGACUUUCGAAUAGGAACCCAACCUCGAUUUCGGCUCCAGCAGGUAUAGUCCAGUCAACUCAGCCGUUGGCAGUUGUGCAACCAUUCCACAAUUCCAAAGAGUCACAGGUACUGAUAGACUUAAGGGAGGAAGCUAAGAGGAAACGCUUAUAAUUUUAAAAAUGGUUUGAAUGGUAUUAUCGUCUUACCAAUUUGGGUGAAGGAUUCAAAACUUCAAAGGUAAAACUGUCAACCAAUCAAACAUAGUCAUAGAUCGUCUUAGAUAUAAAUUUUUUCCCCACGGCACACCAAUUUGAAUCCGCGAAGUGAAGUUUUUGUAUGGUGUCAUUAUAACAGAAAAAAAAUCAGCCAAAUUGGUAAGACAAUUAUGAAAUAUUUUGGGAGUUUAUAUUCAAUUUUGUGCUGCCUAGCGUGAUAUCACUAAGCGAAGGCAAUUCCGUUGCAAUCCAAACAUGUAUUAGGUAAAUUAUCACCAAGAUACUUUGUUGAAUAUAAGCUCUUCAUGACCUAUUUAUUUUUAGGUUAGAUCACUCAAAUAUUGCCAUAUUGUUAAUGGACCUUUUGAAUAAAGUCUUCAUUACAAAUCGA